AUGGGGAAAGGAAUCGCUAAUCAUGGCUUCAAAAGUGGGUUACUUCCCAAGACAAGACCAAUUCUAAAGGGGCCCACCCUAAGACAAAAACAGUUGGUAGAUAAAUUCACCAAGAUAACCGCCAAAAAGCAGGAGACCCAGAAUGUAGGCUAUGCUGAUGGAAUCAAGGAACCUCGUGGAUCUAGAAGAGUCCAGCCAAGCACAGAGUAUAUCGAUGUGGAAAAAUUCAUUUUGAAAACCGUACCAAAACCAAAGGACGAAAGUAGUUUGGAUAGCAAAAAUCCUAAAGAUGUUAAAGCAAGGACACGUAGAACUUACUUGGAAAAUGCUAUUCGAAACGCUGAAACUACCGCCUUAUAUAAAGAAAACUUACAACACGAAAAGAGUUUGUUGGAAGAGGCAGAAUCUAUCAUCACAAAAGAGGAUGAACCAGACCAAUCAUUAUUAACUGUUCCAACUAUUGAAGGACUUUUGAAUCUUCCCUUAAUGAGAAAACGUACUGACGAAGAAAAAAAAAUGUUAGAUAUGAAAAGAAAGUAUAACCGUGAAACAAUGGAAUUUAGAAGUAAAGAGCACCGUUUAGAAAAGCUAUUACAACUUUAUCAUGCCUCUGAAAAUUUUAUUGUAACAGAGGAACAGUUAAAUAAGCAUAUUGAUAAGGUUUUCCAAAUGGAUGACUUUAAGAGAAGCUCGACAAUUUCUAUUUACUCGCAUGGAGAUAAGGCUGAAACAAAUCUUGAGUCUUCCUUAUCUGAUGCUUUAUUUGGUACGUUAGGUAAUGGCAGAUACGUUGGCUUACCAAUAGUUAAGGACUAUAUUCAAAAUUCAACAGGAAAAAAACUUUAA
This is a messenger RNA of Henningerozyma blattae CBS 6284, 846 nucleotides long. RefSeq names its product mitochondrial 37S ribosomal protein mS26 PET123 (gene PET123). The record is from RefSeq and is a predicted model, not a curated record. NCBI's taxonomy places the organism in Eukaryota, Fungi, Ascomycota, Saccharomycetes, Saccharomycetales, Saccharomycetaceae. The coding region runs from base 1 to 846 and encodes 281 amino acids. The transcript has a single exon.